Messenger RNA from Puccinia triticina, 228 nucleotides. RefSeq lists its product as uncharacterized. The record is from RefSeq and is a predicted model, not a curated record. The coding region runs from base 1 to 228 and encodes 75 amino acids. NCBI's taxonomy places the organism in Eukaryota, Fungi, Basidiomycota, Pucciniomycetes, Pucciniales, Pucciniaceae. The transcript has a single exon.
AUGCGGGUCGUUUACGACACCGACUCCCCCAUUUGCCCUAUUGGUGCCCCUUCACGCGACAACACUCGCCACAGAAACUUGAAGCGAUCACGCCCGGCAGCUCCUAAAGUUGCUGCUCCUCAGGUCUCAUCUCGACCAACCCGCCGCCAGGGCAUUGUCUUCAAUGUCCAAGACCUCCCACAAGAGAUCAAGGACCUUCAAGGCAAAGCCACCACCCGACCCGCUUGA